Molecule: messenger RNA, 1254 nt
Organism: Manis pentadactyla (Chinese pangolin)
Lineage: Eukaryota; Metazoa; Chordata; Mammalia; Pholidota; Manidae
Gene: TCEAL3
Product: transcription elongation factor A like 3
Exons: 3
Coding region: 421-1005 (194 amino acids)
Source: RefSeq, a predicted model, not a curated record
GCCGACGUGGGCAGCAGCCCCCGCGCCCGCCCGCCCGCGCUGCGGUCCGGUCGGUGCGCCGUUCGCUCCCGUCUCCCGCGCGGUACCAGCUCCCUGAGCUGCUCGGGGGGUGGGCGAGCGGCAAGCGGGCUUCGGUGAGCCCGAGGAGGCGCAGGCUGCCGCGGCCCCGCAGCGCCCAGGGCCUGGAAAGUAAUGGCGCCUGGGAUUCGGGAGAAGGAGCCCCGGACAAGGAGGGCCCGUGCUCAGGAAAGAGGACGUCAGUCUGCUGGGCUCGCAGCCCCUGCCUCUGCCCCUGCCGGUCUGUCUGCAGGUCUGCGUGUCAGUUCCUAGCACUCUGCAAGGCUAGAACAGGAGGAGGAACCUCUCCAGAAUUCCUGCAGUCUAUCCUUCAGGACAGGAAAAGGAAGGGGAAAUCUCAACAUGGAAAACCUCUACAGUGACAACGAAGGAAAGCUGGAGAGCCAGGGAAAGCCUGAAGGUGAAGUAGAGGCUGAAGGUGACGGAAGUUCAGAUGAGGAAGAAAGGCUGGAAGUGGGGAGGAAGCCAGGGCACGCGGGAAAGCUCCAGGAUGAGGGACAGCCAGAUGAUGAGGGACAACCAGAAGAUGAGGGGGAGCAAGAAAAGCAGGGCAAGGUCGGAGAUGAGGGGGAACCUCGCGGGGAGGCAAAGCCCGCGAGUGAGCUACGAGCCACCAAAAAGCGCCCGGGUGAAGAUUAUGUGCCCCAGAAAGCAAAAAGAAAAACGGACAGGGGCACGGACUAUUCCCCCAAGGACUAUCAGGAGGACUUCCAGGAAAGACAUCUGGGCAGUGAGGAGAUGAUGAGAGAAUGCGGAGAUGUGUCAAGGGCUCAGGAAGAGCUAAGGAAAAAACAGAAAAUGAGCGGUUUGCACUGGAUGCAAAGAGAUGUACAGGAUCCAUUCACCCCAAGGGGCCAAUGGGGAGUCAGGGAAAUGAGGGGCGGAGGUAGGGGCCAAAGGGGCUUACAUGAUAUCCCAUAUGUUUAAUGACUGGGCCUUCAAUUCUGAUUUCUCUGAUGAGAAUAUUGCUGACUCUGCUUUCCCUGGCAGGCACUUGCCAGGCUCUAUGUGCUAAACCUUAAGCUGAUAGGUGUCACUCUUGUUACCAGCAACCUUUUGAUCCAACUACAGUGCUCUCUGCCUUUCAGUGGGGGAUUUUCACCCAUGUGCAUGGAAGAGAUAUUCAUGGUACACCGGAAAAUAAUAAUAAAGAAGAAACCAGUUUUCAGAACCACA